AUGUGGCGAGAACGGCGCGCAUUUGCCUAUUACUUUCAGAACGCCGCAUCAGCAGUUGGAGGUGGGCUGGAUGUUGACUUCUGGCGCACCAUUGUCCCGCAAGUAUGCCGGAGUGAACCAGCCGUAUGGGAUGCGAUCAUCUCCGUCAGUGCUCUAUUUGAGAGUCCCGAGCCGAUUUCAAAUCCAGACCGGACUCAAAAUCACCGAGACGCGCUAGGCUGGUACUCGCGCUCGGUCUCUGCUGUUCGUCAGCAAAUUGAACGCGGCAGUGUGGAUACCUUUGUUGGACUGAUUAGCUGUGGUGUACAUUUGAUUCUCGCUUUACGUGCCCAGAUAGCCAGCGGGCUGGUGACAGCGGCCAAAGCAGCCUUGCUGGAAGACACAAUUGUCCCUAUCUUUAUUCGCCUGGGUCUGAUUGGAUUCACCUUUUCUCGGCCACAGAUCGGUCUUCUCUUGCGAGGCCUCAAACGGAAACCGACACAAAAAUUCGUUUCCCUAAGGUCUGCUCGGGCGGACAUCACCCGGUUAGGCGCGGAGAUUCAAUUCUUUCAACAUGCCUGUGGCGAACAUCUCCUGAGCCCUGGUGACCCUCGUAUACCCCAGGAUCUGUUGGAUCUACAAGCCGAUCUGUCAGUUCAGUUGAGAGACUGGCAUACUGCCUUCAUAAACCUGGUGGAAUCAAUACGUGGCACCGAUGCUAUGACAUCAGAUGAUGUUGGCACUAUCGCGCUUUUCUCUGCCAUUUACGAAGCGCUCUUUAUCAUGCUAGAGGUUUCCGCAUCUUCAUCAGAAGUCAUCACCGACGCGUUUCUACCGAAGUUCCAGACAAUCGUGGAGCAGUCUCGUAUCGCCCUUGAUGCGUCAAUGCGGCCAGAUGGUACACAGCCACCAUUCACAUUUGACAUUAACCCGGCUGUUGCACUAUGGUUCACCUGUCUAAGAUGUCGAGAUCCUACAAUCCGACGCGAGGCACUGGCCCUCAUGCUCCGAUCCCCGCGAGUACAGGGUUUUUACAGCUGUAUGUCUGCCGUCACCUUCGGAGAAAGGAUCAUGCUGCUGGAAGAAAUGAAUGGGGAGGUGAUGAGCACCAAUCCAGAAACGGCGCAUUUCUCGACUACGGAAUCACUUAUUGGCUAUCAAUACAGUCCGGUCUCUAGCAGUAGCCCAGUCUCGAGCGUAUCUCCCGAGUCUACAGAGUUUGGUGCUAAUACCCCAUUAACUCAUUCGAUCCCGGAAGAAGCGCGCAUUGGACAUUUUGAUGUUUUCCAACCAGAGAGGGGGCUUCCACCUGACAUCACUGAAGAAGUCAUGGCGAAAUGGAACCUCCGUCCUGAUCGGACUUUUUUGGGAUUCUGGCGAAACGAGCGAGAUGAAAGCACGGAUACGUGGCGGAUGGUUCGUGAAUACAUUCCCAUGGAUCUUAAAUAUUGA
Penicillium daleae is the source of this 1431-nucleotide messenger RNA. RefSeq lists its product as uncharacterized. The transcript has 2 exons. The record is from RefSeq and is a predicted model, not a curated record. Lineage: Eukaryota; Fungi; Ascomycota; Eurotiomycetes; Eurotiales; Aspergillaceae. The coding region runs from base 1 to 1431 and encodes 476 amino acids.